Myiozetetes cayanensis is the source of this 6673-nucleotide messenger RNA. It is a transcript of the gene PODN, whose product is annotated as podocan. The transcript is spliced from 11 exons. The record is from RefSeq and is a predicted model, not a curated record. NCBI's taxonomy places the organism in Eukaryota, Metazoa, Chordata, Aves, Passeriformes, Tyrannidae. Bases 4166 to 5956 code for a protein of 596 amino acids. Gene Ontology annotation, molecular function: protein binding.
GUGCUAAUUCUUGCAGAUAGGAAUGUUCAUUGUAAAGGAUAAAGUAAAAUGUGUUUCACUGCUGCAGGAGAAGCAAAUGGUCUGGCAGGGUUGGAGCCAGUGAGCAGAGUGAUUGCUGACUCAGCAGAUCUGGCUUGCAGGAAUUUGACUGGAUGUUUUGGGUUUGGAGCACAGAUUUUGGUUUUAAACUUUUACUGGAGUUUUGUGUUUCAGCCCUGCUGCUUUGCCUGAUCACAAAUAGGUUCAGUGCAGAGCAGUACCCUUACUUUUGAAAACAGAUACGGUGUCAAGAGUGUGAUUGCUGCUUUCCUUAUAUUUGAGUCAUCAGAAGAAAGUGCUUUUCAAAAGAAAAUGUGCCACUUUGAGAAAUCUCAGUCUCUGUGUUGAUCAGGAUAACAAGUAGGAAUUCAUUGCAAAAUUCUGAAUUUGGGAUGUUUGCAAGAGACCUGUCUGGGUAAAUGAGGCACAUCCAUGGGCAGCUGAGGCAGCCUGGGGGGAGCAGGGACUGCAGCUGCAGGUUGGUGUGUGGGGCUGUCUGGACCCCUGGAAAUAACUCCCUGGGGAGUGCGAUCCGUGUCUAGUGCAGGUGUUUAGAACUGCAGGUGGCAGAGGGGGAAUGGACAGUUUGGCAAGGGCCACCAUCCUGGCUUUCCCUGUGGGAAGCGAGUCCUGGUCCAGGGUAUUGUGGGGUGCCUUUGGUGAGGAGCAGAGGGAUGGAGGUUGUGACCUCACCCCUCAGAGUGAGGAGGUUGUGCCCAGCUGAGCAUGGCUGGUGGCAGCUGGACUGAAGAGCUGCUUUUUGGGGCAACAGAUCAUUUCAGACUGCAAAAGGAUGGGAUAAAGAGACUUGACAACAUACUCCCUCUCAUGAUAGAGGAGAAUUCCGAUAAUCACAAGGCUGGUUUUGUCCAUUUCCCAUAUGUCCAAUUCAUCUGAGGUCAGAUUAAACUCUUACCUCCUUGGAACAGGAAAUACAGGGCUUCCUGUUGUACAGAGCUCUGAGCUGCAUGUCAGCUCUCGUUAGACAGAAAAGAGGAGGAAUGCAAUUAGCCUGCUGGAUAAAAGGCAGGCAAAAGUCCCUUAACUCUGAAAAAUCAACACUUGAGGAAGCAAACCACAUGUGGAGAACAAAUGCUGGAAAAAGCCCCGACUGUUUGGAACAAAUGCCUUUAUUACUUAAAUAAACAGCAGCGUAAUUUGUUGGAGUGACAGUGUGAGCUGUUCUGUGCCCUGUAUCUGUAAGAAGAAUUCACUGCUAACUUGAAAGCAGAUGGUUUUGUAUGGCCCUGGGUGGGUUUUCUGGGAAAUGUUAGUUCUGUACUGCCAUACAGGAACAGAAAUAUCCUAGUAAUGCUGCAGCAGCCUAAAAGGAACGUGGAUAGUGUAAAACAAGUAUGAAAUAUGCUGUGUCUGUAGCCCAUAUUUCAGGUAGAUUAAAAGCAGUCAUGGAUUUUUCAUUUUUUUUUAAACAUCCUCUGGGAGAACAGACAUCUUCAAGUUCAUUGGGAUCAGGACACAGAUGCCAAUAGGCUCAUAGCCAGGCUCUGUUGUGCAUUCUUAGGUUUGAAAAGUACUCCCCUUCCUGCUUUGGAGACAAAACCCCUUUUAUUCCAUGUGUUUUGAUCAUUCAUUUUUUGAAGCAAAUGACGGCAAGUUACUUAAAAGACUUUUCAAUGGUCUUUUUUCUCUCCUUUCAAGUAGAGGCACGAUAUCAGCACAUAGCAGUGAGCACCUCAGCAACCCCGGUAUUUCUGUAGAGUUUUAAGCAGAUAAAUGAGGGUGAGAAUAGAGACCAUUUUGUAACUUCCACCUCCUGAAUGCCUCCUGCCUCGCUCCAUGCUGAUCACAGGUGAGCUGGUGCCUGUAGAACCACUCCUCUGCUUGUACCUUUUGUUCUCUGCCAUGCUGUUGUUUGACUGUGUGUGUGCUACCUGAGUUAAUCACAUCACAUCUAAAUUUAGCUGUAAUCUCUUCAGAACAGUAGCAGUAGUUGCAAAGUCAGAGCUGAGCAGGUCUCCCAUAUAUUGCCUUACUGCAGCUUGGCCCUGGACGCUGCUGAUGCUGAGGUCUGCAGGAGUACCUUUGAAAUCUAAGAGCUCAGGUUGGCAAAGCUUGUCCUUGACCUCCACUGGGGCCUUCUUCUGCUGGGGCAGGGCAGGAGGUUGUCCCUGCACAGAGCCUUGUGUGCCAGGCCCGUUGCAAAAGGCACUGGGUGUGCUGUGGCACAGUCCCAGCUGCCUCAGCAGUUGGGUGCCCCAGGACCUGGUUCUCAGCCUUCUGUGAUCUGCAGAAGUAACUGUACCAAAGUUUAAAGUGAGUCUUUAGUUUUUUAAACCUGAAAAUGUUUCUUCAUGCUGGCUGCAAGCACCACUCACACCCAGCAGCAGGGAACAUGCAAGAGUGCAAGGACUCAAGUUGCCUGGAGAUGUUUCCUGCAGCUGAUUCUGUGCUGGCAGUCUUGCAGUGGGAGUCCUUUGCUCUGGAAGCCCCAGAAAGCUGCAGUGAAUGAACAGAGUGUGUUAUCUUUGCAUUUGAGAUAAUACCUGGUGUCCAGUCCUGGCUCUGUGCUGAUGGAUAAUCCUGGGCUGGCUCUGACACUUGGGUGCUUCUGUUUCCCCACUAAAGGAAGCACAGUGCCCCUCUUUAUGAUGCCCUACCUCCAGAUGCUGCCUGACAGCUAAUUACUACACUUACACAACAAAAACCAGAUAAAAAUGCCCUUCUGGGGAAGGGUGAUGCUGCUCUCUUCCUCUCCCUUGUGGGCUGCUGUGGCAUCAAGAGUGAGCAAGAUGAUCUCCCUCCUCCUCCUCCUUUCUCUCAGCAGACUGGGAUGAGAUGGGGUGGGCCCCCAACAUAAGCACAGUUUUUCUCCUCCCUGCAAAAACUAUUUACAUUUUGUUGUACGGACUCAGGGUACUGUAAUUCAGAAAGGGUAGCAGGAAAAUGUGUCCUGCAUCUCUGAAUCACUAAGGAAAAGCAGCCAGCUUUGUUUUGUUUUUAUUUUUGUUUUAGUAAAAACGCACUUCCCACUCUUAACUUUUGAAACUUCCACGUGGCACAGAGGGGGAUCAGUUCCAGUUGAUAUAAGCCUGGAUGAAGAGAGGGAGGAAAUAACUUAAUUGCUUUAGUUCAGCUGGAGUGGAGAGCAAAGAAUCAGUGUCCCUUUAUUUGGAAUUCAGCAAGAAGGUCGUGUUGUUGGUGAGGACAGAUCCCCUGCAGGUUCUGUGGAGGUACUGUCUGGAGCUCUGGGGGCAUUCACAGAACAGGUGGCUUUAUAUUUAAAAUAGGAACUCUGCUGUCAGGGACAAAAAGCUGUGUUGCUUUCUUGGAAGUAUUGCUGCACUUGGAGCAUACUGUGUUACCAACAGGGUGUUUCUGUGCUUUCACCAAGAGGGGGGAAAUAAGGAAUGGGAGGCUUCUGGGCUGAGUGGGGUGUGUGUGUGUGGUGGAAGGUUCUGGUGUUAGUGCUGUAAUGUGGGGCUUAGAAGAUAAAAAAGAGAUUGGGUAGAUGGGGUGUUAAAGCAAAUUUGGGGACUCUGCCUCUCAAACAUCUGUGGUUUCAGCCUAUCGAUCCCUGGUCCCAGAAGAUCAGUUGAUAGGUUGAAAACCAAGGGAGAGUUAAAGGGGAGGGAGAUGAAAUGCAGGAAAAACUGCUGAUCUGUCACUCAUAGCUAAUUUGAACCAGACCCCCAGAGAAUGGGAGGACAUUCCCACCUGGGAUUCAGAUUUUGGGUUGAAUGCAGCUAAAAUCAAAGGUCUAGUCCCAGUGCAGCUCCAGUCUGCUGCAGGGAAAUGCAGAAGCACACACCAUCCCUGCUUCUCCUGUGCCAAUUCCAGCACGCUGGCUUUUGGCAUCGCUCACGGAGCCUGCGAACUAUGUUGACAAAAAGUAAUGGGAGAUUGUUUAUUUCCCAAGGCUUUCUGUUCAGUCUAUAGCUGCUUCCUCUUUCCUACUCACAUUUUCCCAUAUGGUGACUUUGGAAAAUUCCUCUCCGAUUUCGCUGGGAAGUGCAGGAAGCUCUCGUUGGUAGAGGGUUGCCUGUUGCUCUCUCUCGUUCUGCUGCUCACAUCUGGAAAGGAUCUGGCUCGGAAAGGGGAGACUGCUGUGAGCUCAGUGCAUGUCACUGACAUGGCAUGAGCGAGGGAGCCUGUGGGGGCAACACAAAUGUUCUCCAUUCAGCUCAGUUCUGACAGCAAAGGGGCGAUGCCGGCGGGCGGCCGGGCGCUGCUGGCGCUGCUGGGGCUCCCGGCGCUGCUGGCGCUGGGCUGCGCCACCCACACCCACACCGAGCCCGGGGGCGGCCCGGCCCCGCGGCCCGGCCCCGCCUGCCCCCGCGACUGCGGCUGCAGCCAGGAGGGCGUCGUGGACUGCGGCGGCAUCGACCUCAAGGAGUUCCCGCUGCUGCUGCCCGAGCUCACCAACCACCUGUCCCUGCAGAAUAACCAAAUAGAAGAAAUCUUUCCAGAAGAACUUGCUCGUCUUUACAGACUGGAAACUCUCAAUCUGCAAAACAACAGGCUGACUUCAAAAGGGUUGCCAGAGGAAGCAUUUGAACAUCUGGAGAACCUGAAUUAUCUGUACCUGGCAAACAAUAAGCUAACAGUGGCUCCGAAAUUCCUACCAAAUGCCUUGAUCAGUGCAGAUUUUGCAGCCAAUUAUCUCACUAAGAUAUAUGGGCUCACAUUUGGACAGAAACCAAACUUGAGAUCUGUGUAUCUUCAUAACAACAAACUUUCAGAUGCUGGGUUACCUGAUAACAUGUUCAAUGGCUCUGCUAAUGUGGAGAUACUCAUCAUGUCCAGCAAUUUCUUGAAGUAUGUUCCAAAGAAUCUCCCUCCAGCACUGUAUAAAUUACACUUACAGAGCAACAAGCUGGAGAAGAUUCCCAAAGGAGCCUUCAGUGACCUCACAGGUCUGCGGGAGCUGUACUUACAGAACAACUACCUGUCUAAUGAGGGAAUGGACAACGAAACCUUCUGGAAAUUGUCUAGUCUUGAAUACCUGGAUUUGUCCAGCAAUAACCUCUCACAAAUCCCAAGUGGUUUACCUCGAAACAUCGUCCUCCUCCACCUGGAGAAGAAUGCAAUUAAGGUGAUUGACAGAGAUGUGCUGACCCAAAUUAAGAACCUGGAGUACCUUCUGCUCCACAAUAACAAACUAAAAGCCCGAGGGAUUCACCCAUUAGCCUUCCAGGGCUUAAAAAAGCUGCACACUGUCCACCUGUACAACAACAUGCUGGAAAGGAUUCCCAGUGGGCUGCCCCGGCGCGUGAAAACACUUAUGAUCCUUCAUAACCAGAUCUCUGAGAUCAACAGGAAUGACUUUGCUACCACUUACUUCCUUGAAGAGCUGAACCUGAGCUACAACAAGCUCAAAAGUCCCCAGAUCCAUCGGGAGGCCUUCCGUAAGCUGAGGCAACUAAAGUCCUUGGAUCUUUCUGGAAACAAUCUCCACACGGUCCCCUUUGGCUUUCCAAAGAACUUGCAGGUCCUGAAGCUGAAGGAGAACGAGAUAAGCAUCAUCCCAAAAGGGACUUUGUCUGGGAUGACAAAACUGCGGGAACUCUAUUUGAGCAACAAUAAACUGAAAGUGAAUUCAAUUUAUUCAAGAGCUUGGAGAGAACUCAGCAGUCUCCAGUCACUAGACAUGGCUGGCAACCAGCUGACCUCCAUCCCAUUGGGCCUGCCGGAAUCUCUGGAAUAUCUCUAUCUCCAGAACAACAAGAUCACAACGGUUUCAGAGCAUGCUUUUGAAUCCACACCCAAAAUAAAGGGGAUUUACCUCAGGUUUAAUAAGAUUGCAGUUGGAGCACUGAAAGAAAGUACCUUCCAAAGCCUAAAGCACUUACAGGUACUGGACAUUGAAGGGAACCUUGAAUUCAGCAACAGUUCAAAGAAUAAAGAUGAUUCAGAAGAGGAAAUGGAAGAUGAGGAAGAGGAAGAAGAACUGAGAUAAAAUGUGAACUCGCACAAUCACACCAUGUGGGAGGAAAACAUAUGGAAAAUUACAUAUAUGUCUAUGUGUAUAUAUCUCUAUAGAUAUACAGAGAGCACUUAGCAGAACGUGCAAUGAAUUCCACAGAAACUGUUGUGGCACCGAGCCAGGCUCAUGGAAGACAGUGUGUUACAGUGCCUUAUUCAGGGAAAGACCCUGAAUGCCUUUCCAAAGCUUCCAAAUCAUCUUAUACAAGACCCAGGAUCAUAAGGGAUUGCUCGGGAACUCACAAAAGCUGGCUUUUGUUUCUUCUGUUUCUCUUCCUUCACUGUUUCCAUCUGUAAUAUGGGACUGUUUUCAACACAUGCCUUCAAAUGCCAUUUUUGUCACUGCAUUUUAAGUGAACCACGUGUAAGCUGCUUUUCUUUCCCUCCACCCCAAAGAAGCUGUUGGUGAUCAGGCAAGAUGAACAUUUGCAGUAGUUUCAUGUGUGGAGCAGUGUUAUGAGGCAUUUUGGUCAUCAAGCAACACUAAUAAUUCCGGAUGCAACUAUUCCCCUGUUAUAACAAUGUGUAUAUUUGGAUGAGAAAAACAAAGUAAGGCUGGAUCCCAUAAUAUUUUAUCUCGACUGCCAAAACCUGCAGUAUAUUCCUGUUUUAGAAAGGUUUUAAGAUAAAACUAUUUCUCUUGUGAAUAUAUAUAUAUAUAUAUAUAUAAAAUCUGUAUGUCUGCCUUCCA